This is a messenger RNA of Gastrolobium bilobum, 2036 nucleotides long. RefSeq names its product cyclin-D1-1. The record is from RefSeq and is a predicted model, not a curated record. The transcript is spliced from 6 exons. The coding region runs from base 105 to 1112 and encodes 335 amino acids. Gene Ontology annotation, biological process: regulation of cyclin-dependent protein serine/threonine kinase activity; mitotic cell cycle phase transition. Gene Ontology annotation, cellular component: nucleus; cyclin-dependent protein kinase holoenzyme complex; cytoplasm. Gene Ontology annotation, molecular function: cyclin-dependent protein serine/threonine kinase regulator activity. NCBI's taxonomy places the organism in Eukaryota, Viridiplantae, Streptophyta, Magnoliopsida, Fabales, Fabaceae.
UCCACUCUCUCACUGCAACUCACAGUUCCGGCGACUUCUCCGAUCAAGUUCCGGCCACCUCUCAUCCCCAGCCAUGGCGACGAUAUGAGCCGCCGCCGUUCGCCAUGUCGAUUUCCUGCUCCAACUGCUUCUCCGACUCCGACCUCCUCUGCGUAGAGGACACCUCCGGAAUCUUGUCCGGAGAGUCGCCGGAAUACUCCUCCGACCUCGAUUCCUCGUCGCCGUCGGAUGAUGAGUCUAUAGCCGGACUCAUCGAAGACGAACACAACUUCGUCCCCGGAUUAGACUACCUCUCCAGGUUCCAGUCUCGCUCACUCGACGCCUCCGCCAGAGAAGAAUCCGUUGCAUGGAUUCUCAAGGUGCAGGCUUAUUAUGCUUUUCAACCGCUUACGGCUUAUCUUUCCGUCAAUUACAUGGAUCGGUUCUUGAAUUCUCGGCAGUUGCCGCAGGCAAAUGGGUGGCCACUGCAACUUCUAUCAGUUGCGUGCUUGUCUUUAGCAGCAAAGAUGGAGGAACCUCUUGUUCCGUCUCUGUUGGACCUUCAGGUAGAAGGUGCCAAAUACAUAUUUGAGCCAAGAACAAUUAGAAGGAUGGAGCUACUUGUUCUGGGCGUCCUGGAUUGGAGGCUAAGAUCAGUCACUCCAUUUAGCUUUCUCGAUUUCUUUGCGUGCAAGUUAGAUUCAACUGGAACUUUUACUGGGUUCCUCAUUUCACGGGCUACACAAAUUAUCUUAUCCAAUAUCCAAGAGGCCAACUUUAUUGCAUAUUGGCCAUCAUGCAUUGCUGCCGCGGCCAUACUCUUUGCAGCUAACGAAAUUCCUAAUUGGUCUCUCGUUAAGCCUGAGCAAGCCGAAUCAUGGUGCGAGGGGCUAAGAAAAGAGAAAAUUAUCGGGUGCUACCAAUUAUUGCAAGAACUUGUGAUUGACAAUAACCGGAGGAAACCCCCUAAAGUGUUACCACAGCUUCGAGUGACAACCCUCACCCAAAUGAGGUCAAGUGUCUCCUCAUUCUCAUCCUCCUCCUCCUCUUCUCCUUCGUCCUCAUUGCCUUAUAAAAGGAGGAAAUUGAAUAACUGUUUGUGGGUAGAUGAUGACAAAGGAAACUCCAAGUGAAGAGAAAAAGAAUAUUAAUAAAGGAAGAAAAAAGAAACAAAUAAGGUGGUGGUCCAACUUGUCCAGAAACCUCAACAUUUUUUAGAGGAUUUUUGAGUUAAAAAUUGACUUGAGUCAUGGUGUACAUUAUAAUAUAUACUAUAAUGUGCGAGAGUUGUGAGCUUUUAUUAUUCUUAUUAUUAUUUUGUUGGUGGGUAUUGCCAUUCAUCAAUGGCUUCGCAGAUUCCCAAGGGAGGGGAAUUUUGCAACAUAAAUAUAUUGCUUUGGAAAAGGGAGAGAGAGAGAGAGGAAAUACACAAAGAUGCAUUUAUUAAUGGUUUGGUAUAAGUGUGGAAGAAAGAAGUGAAGAAUUCGGAAUUCAAAGUUGCGCUGGUUAUUGGUAAAAGAGAAGAACAUGGUGGGACACUGCUCGAGAGCUUGGAAAGAAAAGUAGAGUCGCAGAGCAGAUAUAUCAAUUGGGUUGGCAAAACUUGGGGAUUGAAACUUCGAUGUUUGAGCAGUUUCUUAAUAUGGGAUUUCAAAGUCAGGCUUCCCGUCUUGGCCAGCAUCUUUGCUUCAACUUUCACGCUAUUUUGAUGGGAACCACAAGAAUACAAAAAAUAUAUGGUAAUAAGUUAAAGCUGGCUACAUUUUGUGGACUUUUUCUUAUGAUGCGCGUGAAGACGCUUCUGGUGCGUGCCACGCACGUGUGUAUGUGUGAUUUUUUUUGUUUUAUUUUUGGCGGGAAUUUUCUUUUUCUUUUUGGCCUGGAGUUUUGGCCUAACCAUACAGGACCCAUUGCCUGGUGUCCACGCGUGUGAUGGAAACACGUGGCUAUAGUUUUUAAGUUUUGGAAUUUUUUUUUUCAUUUGUUAAGUGAGGACUACCUUUUCAUAGUGGCCUAAUUGGCUUGAGAAAUGGGAGAAAAGGUCUUUGGGGCCUUUU